Molecule: messenger RNA, 1159 nt
Organism: Truncatella angustata
Lineage: Eukaryota; Fungi; Ascomycota; Sordariomycetes; Amphisphaeriales; Sporocadaceae
Exons: 3
Coding region: 385-918 (177 amino acids)
Source: RefSeq, a predicted model, not a curated record
GCGGGGUCCUGAAAUGAUAAUGGGGGUCCAAAGAGCAGGAGACACAGCGCCCGACGCCAACAACCGCUGCGUUUAGCUGCGGCUCAGUAACCAAUCAGCUAAUCCACCCCGUCACUCAGCCUGUCAGCCCAAUGACGUAGAUCUAGCGCAAGCAUGUGCCGGGCUGCCGGGUACUUGGUACUGUCAUGAUGAGCCUCCAGUGAAGCUCCUAACCUGAGGUAGCUGCGGAACCUUGUUGCCAGCUAAUAUAAGCGACAGGAAAGCGAGCCAGAUAUAACAUAUGUAUGCUGAUCGCCCAGACUCGGCAGCAUCCUAUUUGCGUAUUUAGUCCAUCAUCCAGUGACCUCUCACCCAACCACAUACACACAUAUACACACACACACCAUGGAUAGCGUAUCAGCAUACAGCUUCUCGAGCCUCGGCUGGAAUGCCCUCCAGGGGAUUCCACUGAUCAUCUGGCCGCAGGCGAUCAAUGGCCUGCUCGCCAUUGACAGCGAGACGGUGGGCGUGCGCCCGCUCAGCGACGUCGACAACUACUUUGCCCGCUCCCUGGGCAUCGCGUUGCUGGCACUCGGGGCCGCCACGGUCGUGCUGACGGGCGCGCUGCCAUUGACCAGCAUGGUCGAGACGACGACCGAAGGCAUGUCGCCCUACGCCUCGGCGGUGCUGCUGAUCACGACGCUGCACCACGGCGCCGCCGCCUUCUACUGCUGGGCCAGGUACAACGGGACGUCGCAGACGGGCUACCUGCUGGGGUUCGUCGGCAGCGUCGCCCUGGCGGCGUUCGGCACCCUGACCUUGGUCUUCGCCAGCGAGAAGCCGAGGCUCUCGAGACGCACCGGCGCGGACAAGCGCACGAGCGGGUGGCCGUUCCCCAACGCCGAGGCCGACAAGAGGAAGGCGAGGAAGGGCUUGUGAAAAAAAGAUACAAAACAAGAAACAAGAAGGAUAUCAUUUUCGAACCCCAAAGAGUCGCCGAUUGGAAACGUCACAGCUUGUGUUCAAAGCGUAAACAGGUAGUCCGGGUUCAGAGACAACGGAACUAGUACUGCACUAUAGCCUUGUGUAACAUCACAAUAUGAUCAUGAGGUUUUAACCUAUUAUAUAUGACUUGUUUGAGCUCUGGGGCCGAACGACUGCCCCGUGCAAUAUUGCUACU